CUAACCCUUCUCGCGUUCCGAAAGUAAUUCUUCCGGUAUCAAAAGUCACUUCCGGUCUUGUUGUGCCAUCCAAUCUAAAUCGUGUAGCACGAGAAAUUUUACUUACUUCAAGAGCACGGCGAAGGAAUUAUGUCUCAUACGAUCCUGUUGGUCCAGCCCACCAAGAGACCAGAGGGACGGACGUAUGCUGACUAUGAAUCAGUCAACGAGUGCAUGGAAGGCGUGUGUAAGAUGUACGAGGAGCACCUGAAGAGAAUGAACCCCAACACACCAUCCAUCACCUAUGACAUCAGUCAACUGUUUGACUUCAUCCACGACCUGGCUGACCUCAGCUGCUUGGUGUACCGUGCAGACUCACAGACGUACCAGCCGUACAACAAGGACUGGAUCAAGGAGAAGAUUUACGUGCUGCUGCGGCGUCAGGCCCAACAGGCUGGGAAAUGAGACCUUACAGCCCAGUUCCAGAAUGACUGCACUGCAGACGCCUGAUCUCACAACAACCUGGACAGGUGUUUAACAUGUCCGCUAAGCACAUCGUAUGUUAUAGCAAUCUGUUGCCCACCAUGGAUGCAACAUCUGCAAUGUAGGCUGCCUGGAACACGACCAUCAGGGGAAUUUGCCCCUAAAUGCUUGGGUCAGUUUUGCGUUUUCCCUACCAAUGGUUUACUUUUGGGGGGGGGGGGCUUGGAUCUGUACAUAGGGGAACCUUCACUCCGGAGCGUUUGGAAAGGGAGGGUUGAAUGAUGCUAUGAAUCCAGGCUAUUUUAGUUUUUUUUAGUUUUCUAGAGGGAAGGGUAAGGCAGCUUACAUUUUGUUAAAAUGUUUGUAUUUAAAGAAAAUGUCCCCUUUUAUAAAAAUUUUAAAAAGAAGUCUGUCUUUUACUUUUAAAAUAAAAAAUAUUAUUUGUUA
Molecule: messenger RNA, 909 nt
Organism: Oncorhynchus gorbuscha (pink salmon)
Lineage: Eukaryota; Metazoa; Chordata; Actinopteri; Salmoniformes; Salmonidae
Product: enhancer of rudimentary homolog
Exons: 4
Coding region: 130-444 (104 amino acids)
Source: RefSeq, a predicted model, not a curated record